Tuber melanosporum (Perigord truffle) is the source of this 1394-nucleotide messenger RNA. RefSeq lists its product as uncharacterized. NCBI's taxonomy places the organism in Eukaryota, Fungi, Ascomycota, Pezizomycetes, Pezizales, Tuberaceae. The record is from RefSeq and is a predicted model, not a curated record. The transcript has 2 exons. Bases 222 to 1268 code for a protein of 348 amino acids.
GUCUCCUUGAUGGGUUUCGUUUAUCCUCUGCUAUUAGUGCUCAUGACAAUGACCGAAUGACCCAUUCGCUUCUCCACAUUCUUUAAUACUGGUAACAUCUUACCACAUAACCUUUUUUUCUUCUUCUUCAAAGCGCACACUCUUUCUACAAUUUCGGGAAAUUGGGGUUCCCCACGAUUACAAAGAGGGAACGAACGACCCGCAAUACGGUAAAGAUCGUAAUGACACGGGAAAUCCCCGACGUUCACCCGGGCACGCAAAUCAUUCCUCCAUCACCACCUCCAAUGAUCUCGACCCCACCACCACUCCGACAACCACCUCAACGUCCGCCUCCAGCGACACCUAUAUCCAUGCGGGUACCCUCCUCACUCGCAUCCGUACCUGUCUCGAUUCCCUAUAGUAACACCCGCAACCAGAACCAAAACAACAAGCACAGCCGCAACAUUAGCAACACCACUACCCACGCCUCCCGCUCGACUCACGGUAGGAAGAUCUCCCUGACGGCCUCACCGGACCAAAUUCUCCGAAGUAUAAGGGAUUCCACUCGGGACUCCUACCAGAAGAUCAAGGAAUUCCCCGCGGGCUUCCAAUACGCCGUCACCCCAUCUGCUCCGAGCAUCCAGACCUUCUCCACGAACGCUGGAAGAUCGAUGCACAGUUUUUCUGGAGCACCGGUGAUCCCUUCUGGCCCCAGCCGCACAGCACCCACCGUUGCCAAGGCUGGAUGCGCGGGGCGGUACAUGGGGUACAUGGGCGAGAUACGCUGCCGGGUCAAGGGCAUUCUCAGUGGCUUCCACUUUUCAAUAUCCGUGGGGUGCACGCUUCCGGUUGAAGAAGUGGAGCGGAGGAGAGAACGCACCCUGCGAAUUAAGAAUAAUAGAAAUGGAUGCUGCAUAUAUGAAGUCGAAACCUCCUCAACGGGGCCAACACUAAUACCCCUCCAAUCCCUAAAACCCCUUCUGCCAAACUCAAAAUAUCUACAAAAGUCAUUAAUAGACUGGAACCGCCAUUUCCAGUCACCGCCGGCACACUGGGUCAUAAACUUUAUCCCCCGCGCAUACCUACGUCGUGGGUACUACCUCGCCGAAGACGUGUGCGAAUACCUACUGCAGAACCCAGAUGGGUGCUUGUACAGGAUUGAGUACGAGCCGAUUGGUCAUGAGAGUGUGCUCGUGGGCUCGAUUGUGCCGAGGGGGCUUGCCCGACGGGAGAGGAAUCCGAGUCGGCAUUGGGAGGGGAGAGAGAGAAGAGGGGUGCUCGGCUAUUGAUGGGGGGUGGCUUUUUGAUUGUUUUUGAUUAGUUUUUCGGUUGAUUAUGGGCGUUUAACAUGGCGUUUUUUGUUUGCUUUUUUAUCUCGAUUGCGAGUUUUGUCAGGAAUUGGGGGCGGUAGGUUG